UGGAGAUAUCAGUGUCGACGUUAGAGCUGCCCUCUAUUCUUAGGUGGCUCUCCAUCUGGGCUGUGCAGGCAAGGCAGACCGGGUGGCUUCCCUGUCGGGCUGGGGAGGGCGAGGCUAAGGGUGACCGGUGCACCAAUCCUGGGAUGGCUUACAGCGUGACCCUCACUGGCCCAGGACCCUGGGGCUUCCGUCUCCAGGGGGGCAAGGACUUCAACAUGCCACUCACCAUCUCUCGGAUCACUCCUGGCAGCAAGGCAGCCCAGUCCCAGCUCAGCCAGGGGGACCUUGUGGUGGCUAUCGAUGGUGUGAACACAGACACCAUGACCCACCUGGAGGCCCAGAACAAGAUCAAGUCGGCCAGCUACAACCUGAGCCUCACCCUGCAAAAGUCAAAGCGCCCCAUUUCCAUCUCUACCUCAGCUCCUCGGAUUGAGUCUCCAAUGCCAGUGAUUCCCCAUCAGAAGGUUAUAGUCAACUCUCCUGCCAACGCGGACUACCAGGAACGCUUCAAUCCCAAUGCCUUGAAGGACUCUGCCCUGUCAACUCACAAGCCCAUCGAGGUGAAAGGGCUUGGGGGCAAGGCCACCAUCAUCCAUGCCCAGUACAACACGCCCAUCAGCAUGUACUCACAGGAUGCCAUCAUGGAUGCCAUCGCUGGCCAGGCCCAAGCUCAGGGCAGCGAGUUCAGCGGUAGCAUCCCCGUUAAAGAUCUUGCAGUAGACAGUGCUUCCCCCGUGUAUCAGGCUGUGAUUAAAAAUCAGAACAAGCCUGAAGACGAAGUGGACGAGUGGACCCGCCGCUCCUCCAACCUGCAAUCACGCUCCUUCCGAAUCCUGGCGCAGAUGACUGGCACGGAAUUCAUGCAAGACCCUGAUGAAGAGGCCCUAAGGAGAUCAAGUGGCAAGGACAGUUCGAAGGAGUCAGCAGGAAGAAGUACCCCCAUCGAGCAUGCUCCGGUGUCUACCAGCCACGCCUCUGCUCCGCCGCCAGCUUCUGCCCAUCUGCCUGCUACUGCUGCUGCCAGCCCAGCUCGCCCAGCAUCACCCCCAGCUACCUCCACCACCUCUGUCUCUGCUGACAGCCUCUCGCCUGCUUUCCAAAGGAUCAUUAGCUCUUCCUAUUCCCCGGCGGCUUCGGCAUCCCACGUUCCUGCCACCUAUAAUGAAGCUCCUGCCACCGCUCCUAAGCCCCGGGUGGUCACCACUGCCAGCAUCCGGCCUUCAGUCUACCAGUCAGUACCAGCAAGCAGCUAUAGCCCAGCACCAGCCACCAAUUACAGCCCAGCUCCAGGAGCAACCUACAGCCCAGCCCCUGCGUACACUCCAUCUCCGGCCCCAGCCUACACCCCGUCCCCAGCUCCUUCCUAUAACCCUUCCCCAUACAGCCCAGCCCCAUCGGCAGCCUACAGCUCCAGCCUAGCGGAGCCAGCCAGCCGCCCACCAUGGGUGACUGAUGACAACUUCUCUCAAAAGUUCUCCCCUGGGAAGACCACCACCUCGAUCAGCAAGCAGAUUCUUCCUCGGGGUGCUCCGGUCCCAUCACCAGGCUAUACUCCUGCUGGCACCCAGGUACCCACAUUAGCCCGAGGUACCAUCCAGAGGGCUGAGCGCUUUCCAGCCAGCAACCGGACUCCUCAUUGCGGACACUGUAACAGCAUCAUCCGGGGUCCCUUCCUGGUUGCUAUGGGUCGCUCCUGGCACCCAGAAGAGUUCAACUGUGCCUACUGUAAGACCUCUCUAGCCGACGUGUGCUUCGUGGAGGAGCAGAAUAAUGUGUACUGUGAGCGCUGCUAUGAGCAGUUCUUUGCCCCACUGUGUGCCAAGUGCAAUACCAAGAUCAUGGGAGAAGUGAUGCACGCUCUGAGGCAGACUUGGCACACCACUUGCUUUGUCUGUGCAGCCUGUAGGAAGCCUUUCGGCAAUAGUCUCUUCCACAUGGAGGAUGGGGAGCCCUACUGUGAGAAAGAUUACAUCAAUUUGUUCAGCACCAAGUGUCAUGGCUGUGACUUCCCUGUGGAAGCUGGAGACAAGUUCAUUGAGGCCCUGGGCCACACUUGGCAUGACACUUGCUUCAUCUGCGCUGUCUGUCAUGUGAAUUUGGAGGGACAACCCUUCUACUCCAAGAAAGAUAAGCCACUAUGCAAGAAACAUGCUCACGCCGUCAAUAUCUAAAAGAAGUUAGAAGCCCCUGGCAUCGGAGGAAACUCGAUGGCCAUCCCUGUUAACUACAAAAAAGGAUAAAUCACAAUGGAAAACUUUUCUUUCUGUAGGGGAGGGAGAGGAGCUAGGAAGCCCCUGAGAUCUUUUGAAUUUUAGUCCUUCUUCUGUACACAAGAACAUGAUUUGCCAGAAGCCAACCCAAGUCUUUCCCUCAAGGAGCCGGUAAUUAAUCCAAGACUGGAAUGGUACUUCCAAAGCUGAGGACACAAUUGUGAGCACUCCAGAGUAUGAAACUAAAAGCAACUUUUCCUAAGAAAUACAAAUAUGCUCUUGAAUAAGCUCAGCAAAGUAGCCGUUAGAGUUCUGGUCAUUCCUUUGCUGGUAUUUAACGAGAGCCCAGAAUCCUUUUGAAGAGCCCUCUAGUCUGUAGCUACAGCUGGCAGAAAGAAAAACAAAAAGUCAUAUGCCAAAAAAAGUUCCAGUUGUAGCAUAUUUUUAGGCCUGGAGCUGGUAGUUUGUAAAGUAAGAUAGAUCCAGGCAUUCCUCACCAAAAAAGGAAGCAUUAUUCCAUUAUUAAUACAAUGGUGCUAACUCCCAAAGCAUCAAACUAGAGGCCUUUAAAUAAAUCACCCUGAAGCAUUCUCCAUACCAUAAAGGGUCAUCAAGAAUUUUUAAAAAUUGAGUGCCAAGUCAAAAGAAAGGGGUCAUAUUCUAGGAGAGACUGGGACAUUGAAAAGGAUAAAGCAA
This is a messenger RNA of Phascolarctos cinereus (koala), 2906 nucleotides long. It is a transcript of the gene LDB3, whose product is annotated as LIM domain binding 3. Gene Ontology annotation, molecular function: muscle alpha-actinin binding; actin binding. The record is from RefSeq and is a predicted model, not a curated record. Gene Ontology annotation, cellular component: adherens junction; stress fiber; filamentous actin. Gene Ontology annotation, biological process: heart development; muscle structure development; actin cytoskeleton organization. Lineage: Eukaryota; Metazoa; Chordata; Mammalia; Diprotodontia; Phascolarctidae.